CUCCUCGCGAUUGGCUGGGUCUCAAUCAAGAUGGCUGCCCACAGCUGAGGAGUAACGCGGUUAUUACAUGUCAACAUGUCACUCCUCCGAGUUCGUGCCUUCGCCAAAUGCGUGGCCCGUCGCAGUUUGUGGGAGGGGGGCUCGGUCCGCGGGGCCUUGGCGCACUGCUGUCCGCUGUGUGUGUCGACGAGGAGCGGCGCGGUCAGACGAAUAUCAGAGUCAGCUGUCCAGCUUCAGAGAAGAAACGUUUCAUCUGUUAUCCCAAAGACAGGAGACGCGAAGAAACAUGUCGUGGAACAGUCUCAGCUGGUCUGCGUGCUUGAGGCCAGGAUCCAGCAACUCCGGACUGACGCCGUUCUAGAUGUCCGACAUGCUGAGGUGCAGUUUGUUAAAACCCCUUCUUCUGGAAGAGGGGUUUCAUCUGGUAGGGGUCCCAAAAGCACAUCUCAGGAGAAGACUGACAUUCCUAAAUCGGGAGCUAAAGGACCUUCUAAAUCUCAGCAAAGCCGCUGGAUGGAAAAAUUAUCUCAGGAGAGAAAAAACAAACUUAAAAAACAGCAGCAUCAUCAGCAGGAAAUUCGAAGAACUGUCAAAGAGAAAGCAGAAGCCGAAUCAAAAGAUAGCAAAAGAAGCUCCCAAAUGCUCCCAGGCACAGCGCAUAAAACAAUAUCUACCACACCUAAAAAAGCUAUACCUCUGCUUAAGACGAAUAGAGGAUUCAUGAAAUUAUCGGAUAAAAUUAGGGCUGCAGUGUCUUCAACAGCUGUUUCCACUGCAGCCACAACAGCUAAAGUGUCUAAGGGAAAGCAGAAGGAAUCGAAAAAUCAGCAACCUAGUGAGGAGAUGCAAAGGCAGGCUGCGAUUGUUGCUGAGGCCAGGGCUAAGGAGCAGGCUGAGGUGGCAGAGUUGGAGAGAAGGCUCAAUCAGCAGGUGACCCAGUGGACCUCCUCUGGUAUCUCAGAGGGCCCAGAAGAGGUCAGCAAAGGAACUGCAUGUGGGGACAUCCAGCUGAGCAUCUGCUCCUACAUGGAGGCGUGUGUGUUUUCGGGGGACAUCGACAGGGCUCAAAGUUUCCUGCUCAGCCAGCACAGAGUAAUGAGUCGACGUAAACAGCUGAACACAGGCGUUUACAACAUCAUGAUGAGGGUGUGGGCCAAGAAGGGGACAUUAAAUCAGAUCGGUCGCUUGUUUAUUCUGUUAGAAGAGGCUGGUCUGAAGCCAAAUCUGGGAUCCUAUAGUGCUGCUCUGGAGUGUAUGGGCCGCAAUCCCAGCUGCUCCCCAAGAGUCAUCACGAGGUGCCUGGAUCAUAUGAAGCAGGACGGCCUGUCUGUGGACCAUCUGUUCAGCCAGUGUGUGUUCCGACAAGAUGAGAGAGACAUGGUGCUGAAGGCCAUUCGUGCGAUCCAGCCCGACUACCAGCCCUGCCUCAACCUGACAUCGGGCGAGCGCUAUUCAUCGCUGGUUCAGGACUUCUACACACAGAGAGCAGACCACUCCUACCCCAAACUGGACUUCACUCAGGACGAGCUCCGGGAGCGUUUCAAACGUCAGCUCAGUGUGGAGCAGGCCUGCACUGUCACCAUCGACUCUGUGGAGGCUGCGAAGCCUGUCACUAAAAACAUGGCCAAAAUGAGGAAGCUGCUGACAGAGAAGAGGAUUCAGUGGCAGAAGAUCCUCCUUCAGGCCCUGUGUGAGCACAAGAUGACCUUGGCGAACACCAACACCAAGGACUACAGGGUUAACCUUUAUCCCUACCUUUGUCUGCUGGAGGAUAGGGAGUAUGUUGACAUCAUGAUACAGAGCGUUGCCCACAUGCCUCCCAGUGGUGAGUCGCUGAAGAUUCUAGCCGGAAAUCUGGGCAACAGGGUUUUUACCAGGUACUCUGUGCGACAGAAAUACCAGAACCAGAUGGUGGAGAAGCUGGACAAAAUUUACAGCAUUUACACCGACCUGCUGGCCAAAGAAACCAAGGAGUAUGACGUCCUUCCCAGGGAGCAGUGGUGUAACCUGGAGAUGGAGCACAGUUCAGGACCAAGGCUGCAGGGAGGCGAGACAAGCUGGCCAUACAUAGUAACUCUGGAGCUGGGCACCUGCAUGGUGGACAUGAUGGUCAAGAACCUCAAAAUUAAUAGUGACGCCCUAAACUCAGCCCACGACAGGAAGCUCAUCCCAAUCCUCUACCACAUGUACACCUUCCGUAGCACCCGACAGAUCGGCUUCAUCAAGCCCCACCCCAUCCUGACCCAGAUGCAACAAGAAGCCAUGGAGACCGAGCUGAUCUUUGACUCCUACGUGAUGCCCAUGCUGUGCCCUCCAGUGCCCUGGACUUCUGUCAAGUUUGGAGCCUACCUGCUGACACCAACUAAGCUGAUGCGCACGCUGGUCGGGGCCAUUCAACAUGAGGUGUUAUUGGAGAAAUGCCAGAGCCUCCACGCAGUCCUCGACUCUCUCAACCAGCUGGGCAACUGUGCCUGGAGGAUCAACAAACCCCUGUUGGAUAUUAUUAUCUCCAUCUUCAAUGAUCGGGGUAAUGAUAAACUAGAUAUCCCUCCUCCCCUGUCAGAGGCCCCUAAAAUAGACCACUUCAACCCCCAAGAUCCCACUUAUACAGCUUCUGAUAAGGCCCAAAUGAAAAGAGAGAUGAUUUCUGCCAAAAAGAAAUGCAGUGAGAUGCACAGCCUGCGUAUGGAUGCUCUCUAUAAACUCUCCAUCGCCAACCACAUGCGAGAUGAAAUUUUCUGGUUCCCUCACAACAUGGACUUCAGGGGUCGGACCUACCCCUGUCCUCCAUACUUUAAUCACCUUGGAAGCGACAUGACUCGGGCCAUCCUUAUAUUUGCGGAGGGGAAGCUCCUCGGUCCCAAGGGCCUGGACUGGCUAAAGAUCCACUUAGUCAAUCUGACAGGGUUAAAGAAGAGGAGCUCACUACAGGAACGACUGGAGUACGCCAACACGAUCAUGGAGGACAUACUGGACUCAGCCGACAACCCUCUGAAUGGUAAGAAGUGGUGGAUGAAUGCAGAUGAGCCUUGGCAGGCUCUGGCCUGCUGCAUGGAGAUCGCCAACGCUGUGAGAUCUCCUGAAUCAACACAGUUCAUCUCUAAGUUUCCCGUUCAUCAGGACGGCUCCUGUAAUGGUCUCCAGCACUACGCUGCUUUAGGCAGAGAUGUGAUCGGUGCCACAUCAGUCAACCUCAUGCCCUGUGACCUGCCCCAGGAUGUGUACAGCGGAGUAGCACAGCAGGUGGAAGAGUUCCGAGCACGGGAUGCAGAGACCGGUCUGAAGAUUGCCCAGGUCCUGGAGGGAUUCAUCAGCAGGAAGGUGGUUAAACAGACGGUGAUGACUGUGGUGUACGGAGUCACACGAUAUGGGGGACGCCUGCAGAUAGAGAAAAGACUGAAGGAGAUUGAUGAGUUCCCCAAGGAUUCUGUAUGGGAUGCGUCCCACUACCUGGUACGACUGGUGUUCAGUAGCUUGAAAGAGAUGUUUACAGGGACCAGAGAGAUUCAGGAUUGGCUGACGGAGAGCGCCAGGCUCAUCUCCAAGUCUGGCUACUCCGUGGAGUGGGUGACACCCCUCGGUUUACCCAUCAUCCAGCCCUACCAUCGCACACGCAUCCAAGUGCUGAAGAGCACCAUGCAACAAAUCAACCUCCAGAUCAACCAUGACUCCAAAGAGAGGCCAGACACAGUGAAACAGAAGAACGCCUUCCCGCCAAACUUCAUCCACUCUCUGGACUCCACACACAUGAUGCUCACUGCUCUCCACUGCUAUAGUGCUGGUCUGACAUUCGUCUCAGUUCACGACUGUUUCUGGACUCACGCUCUCACUGUGGACAGCAUGAACAAGGUCUGUCGGGAGCAGUUUGUGGCCCUGCAUAGCCAGCCAAUCCUUCAGGAGCUGUCCAACUUCCUGCUACACAAAUAUUGCGUCCAGCUUUCGACUGAGGCCAAGAACAUAAAGUACCAGGAGUACAGGAGGCUGAUGCUGAUGCUGGCCAAAGUGCCUCAGACAGGUGAUUUUAACCUCCAGCAGGUGAAAGAAUCCACUUAUUUCUUCAGCUGAGAGGCUCGUAAGGGCAGAGCCAGCGGAGGGAGAUGAAGGGAAUUGACAGCGUGCAGCAGGGGGCUGCGGGCCCCAAGGUCUCCACUGGUUUUGUCUCCCUCAGACAUCAGCACAUUGAUCCAGUCGCGCCCCGCACACCUCCCGGUCCACAGGCUGCUUGGAGCUGCUCGAGCCGCUGGAGGCUUUCACACACAGUGAACCUGCCUGAUUAACUGACUAGUGGGCUGACGGAGGAGCGGGUGGGAUACUCAACCAGGCGAAAAGGGAUGAGGGAACGAGAAUGUUAAGGUUUCAAUCAGUGUAAAGAACCUGUGACAAUGGACGCUUAUAUUCGAGAGAGAGAGAGCAAGAGAGAGAGAACUGUGUUAAUUCCUAGUGAUUGGGUGCGUGCGUGUGCACGUUUGUGUGUGUGUGCUGUGAAAACCACAGAGCGCUGACCCGCCUCUGCUACGAGCCCACCUCAUCAUUGAUCCCAUCACUUACUGGAUGGCAGGAUGCUCUCUGACACAAUGUUGAUGCAUUUCAACUUUUUCUGAAGAAGUUUGAAGAACAGGCGUUUGAGAGGAAAUUACAGAUUUAUACUUCACUGGUAAUGGAAGAUAUGGGACUUCUAUAUGGAUAUGGGAGGGAUGAGUCGAGGGGCUUUUCAUUCUUAUCUUCUUGGAGUGACUAAGCACUUGGCAGUCGCCUAAAAAUAAAAUGAAUGUUUUUCUUAAAA
This is a messenger RNA of Scophthalmus maximus (turbot), 4783 nucleotides long. RefSeq names its product polymerase (RNA) mitochondrial (DNA directed) (gene polrmt). Gene Ontology annotation, molecular function: DNA-directed RNA polymerase activity; protein binding; mitochondrial promoter sequence-specific DNA binding. Lineage: Eukaryota; Metazoa; Chordata; Actinopteri; Pleuronectiformes; Scophthalmidae. Gene Ontology annotation, biological process: mitochondrial transcription. The record is from RefSeq and is a predicted model, not a curated record. Gene Ontology annotation, cellular component: mitochondrial DNA-directed RNA polymerase complex. The coding region runs from base 76 to 4065 and encodes 1329 amino acids. The transcript has 21 exons.